UCUCGCGACCCUUCCCGUGAUGCCCCGCACCCAGCCGCCGCCGUUGCCAGGUAGCCCGCGGUCCUUGGCUGCUAGCUGCGCGGGUUUCCGCUGGAUGAUGGGGCUGCGGGAUCUCCCGCAUUUCCUGCUCUUGCUCCUGGACUGCUGGGCCUCCGUGAGCGCCCAGGCCGGGGACACCCCGGUGGUGACGACGGAGGCCCUGAACUCCACGAAGCCAGCCCCGACGACUUUCCGACCUGCUGUAUCUCCUAGGCCCCAUGAAACCCCCAGGGCUCCCAGGCCCUCCUCCGGGCCCAGGCCCACCCCGGUCACGGACGUUGCUGCUCUGUGUGUCUGUGACUUGUCUCCAGCACUGUGUGAUGUCAACUGCUGUUGUGAUCCUGAUUGCAGCUCCGUGGAUUUCAGUGUCUUUUCUGCCUGCUCAAUCCCAGUUGUCAUGGGUGAUAGUCAGUUUUGUAGUCAAAAAGCAGCCAUCUAUUCAUUGAAUUUUACAGCAGACCCACCUCAGAGAGUAUUUAAACUUGUUGACCAAAUCAAUCCAUCUAUUUUCUGCAUUCACAUUACAAACUAUAAACCUGCAUUAUCCUUUAUUAAUCCAGAAGUGCCUGAUGAAAGCAAUUUUGAUAAAUUGAUUAAAACAUCUGAUGGUUUUUCAUCGAAUGCAGAAUCAGAUGUUUCCUUGACAGCCAAACCGGAUGCUCCAAAUACUGCAAAAUAUGAGUAUGGGGUUCAUCUGCAGACUUCACAUUCAUUUCUGAGAUUCCCUUCUCCCCUUACAUCAUCUCUGUGCACCGAUAAUAACCCUGCAGCAUUUCUGGUUAACCAAGCUGUUAAGUGCACCAGAAGGAUAAAUUUGGAACAGUGUAAAGAAAUUGAAACCUUGAGCCUGGCUUAUUACAGCAGCCCUAAAAUUUUGAGGGUGCCUGGUUCAGGAACAAAGGUCCCUAUCACUGUUCAGUCCAUCAUCAUUCAGUCUCUAAAUAAAACGCUAACCCGACUGGAAGACACUGACACUGAUGUAUUGAGGCCGCUGGUUCUUGUCGAGGCUGGGCAUGAUAAAAUCUGCACUAACGUCGUUCUUGAGGUGAAGUAUAGCCUCACAUAUACAAAUGCAGGUGAGAUAAUAAAAGCUGAUGUCUUUGUUCUUCUGGGAGCAGUUAGCAGUGCAAUGGUUCCAUUCCAGCAAAAGUUUGAAAUUUAUUUUAUUCAGCAAAAUACAAAGCCAGUUCCUCUCAGUGGAAACCCUGGUUAUGUUGUGGGACUCCCGUUAGCUGCUGGAUUUCAGCCUCAGAAGGGGUCUGGGAUUAUGCAGACCACGAACAGAUAUGGACAAUUUACUCUUCUUCGUAGCACAGCUGAGCAAGACUGCUUAGCAAUAGCGGGGAUCCGGACCCCAGUAUUAUUUGGUUACAACAUGCAAUCUGGCUGUAAACUCAGACUGACCAAAGCUAUCACGUGUCAGCUGGUAGCGCAGAAGGUGGAGAGCCUGCUGAAGGGCCAGGGCUUCCCAGAUUAUGUGGCCCCUUUUGGAAAUUCUCAGGCCCAGGAUGUGCUGGACUGGGUACCCGUCCACUUCAUCACCCAGACGUCCCACAUGAAGGAUUCUUGCCAGCUCCCAGUGGCGUUGGCUAUAGAAGUGAAGUGGACUAAAUACGGAUCCUUAUUGAACCCACAGGCUAAAAUCGUCAAUGUAACUGCAAAUCUGAUUUCAUCCUCGUUUCCUGAGACCAACUCAGGAAAUAAAAGGACAAUUCUUAUUUCCACUGCUGUUACUUUUGUGGAUGUGUCUGCACCUGCAGAGGCAGGCUUCAGAGCUCGGCCAACCAUCAAUGCUAGGCUGCCCUUUAAUUUCUUCUUCCCAUUUGUUUGACAAGGGGUCUGGCUUGGCCAUUUCCAGUACUCUCAACACGUAGGUUAUAUGCGGAAGCCACGUUGCACCUUUGGGAAGAGCGUAAAGAGAACAGACCUUGAAGUAGUGCAGGCGUUGAGGGUUUAUCCAGUUUAUUCAUCCCCUGCUUUAAUGUGAGUUAUUUUUUAAAAUAUUAUUUUUAGUUCAGGCUUUCUUUUCAGGUCCCGUUAAAAUGAGUACAAAAAUAUCAAGUUGUAUAAAAUCAUGCAAGUAGAGUACAAGGCCUCACGAGGGGAUCUUCCCCCAAAUGUCAUGUUAAUUACAGUGGAGUCUUGGGUCUUAAUUGCUACUUUUGUACCAGGCACUGGAGCUAGCUUGCUCUCCAGCUAGUGGGCCGGUAUAGGAUGCCACAGAGUGAUUCCAAGCAGUUGAACCUAGAAAGAAUACAGUAGAGGGCCCACGGGAAGGAGAGAGUUUGGGCCCACGGGAAGGAGAGAGUUUAUUUUAUACAUUAAUUGUACAGUAAUUGAGAAAAAUGUUGUCGGGGGGCAGAACUAGGCGGAGCCAGCUAAAAGCUGGAGGAUGCAGAGGAGGGGCUGGGUACUUGAGAACAAGCUCCUUGGGGGAAAUUGUGAUUAGCUGUUUAGAACAGCUUGGAAAUAGAAAAGACUUUUCUAGAAUGUGCUGAUAGCUAAGGUAGCUCUGUUUUC
Molecule: messenger RNA, 2559 nt
Organism: Physeter macrocephalus (sperm whale)
Lineage: Eukaryota; Metazoa; Chordata; Mammalia; Artiodactyla; Physeteridae
Gene: TCTN1
Product: tectonic family member 1
Exons: 15
Coding region: 20-1870 (616 amino acids)
Biological process (GO): protein localization to ciliary transition zone; cilium assembly
Cellular component (GO): MKS complex
Source: RefSeq, a predicted model, not a curated record